AUGUCUAAACAAGAGUUUCCAAUUGACCAAAAAGUUCAGACAAUUCUCAAUCAAUUUAUUGUUCCGAAAAAAUUGCUUGAUGAUGGAAUUGAUUUAUUCACCAAAUCAAUGGAUGAAGGUUUAAGAAAUCCCUUGGCUGGCUCUUCUUUUAUGCCUAUGAUUCCAUCAUUUAUAACAAAAAUUCCCACUGGUAAAGAAAAGGGCCUAUUUUUAGCUUGUGAUCUAGGUGGAACUAAUUUCAGAGUUUGCUCUGUCGAAUUAAAUGGCGAUCACACAUUCAAUUUAGAACAAUUGAAGACAAAGGUCGAUCAUUCUUAUAUGGUGGGCGAUUCCAACAAUUUAUUUAAUUUUCUCUCAUUGCAUGUUAAGGAAUUUUUAGAAGUUCACCAUGAUGAAUAUCUAAGUUCAAAUAAAGAUAACCAGCGUUUGAAAAUGUCUUUCACUUUUUCCUUUCCCAUCGAUCAAACUUGCAUAAACCGUGGAAAAUUAAUCAGAUGGACAAAAGGAUAUGAUGUUAAAGAUGCUGUUGGACAAGAUGUAAUAAAGCUAUUUCAAUAUACUCUAGAUCAGCAUAAAUUACCAGUUGACUUGGUGGCAAUCACCAAUGACACUGUUGGAACUUUAUUAGCUAAUAGUUAUGUUUCAAAUACUUCCAACCAGACGCUUAUUGGUGCAAUCUAUGGAACAGGCACUAACGGUUGUUAUAUCGAAUCACUUGAUAACAUUAAAAAAUUAAAGCCAGAGACAGUAGAAAAAUUAAAAUCCAAAGGUCAAAAUUACAUGGUCAUUAACACUGAAUGGGGUUCUUUUGAUAAUAGAUUACAAUGUUUACCAAAUACAAAAUAUGAUGAGAUUCUUGAUUCUGAAACUCCUAAUCAGGGUUAUCAUAUGUUUGAAAAAAGAAUAUCUGGAAUGUUUUUAGGUGAAAUUUUGAGACUAGUUCUUAUUGAUUUGAACCAAAAAAACUUACUUUUAACGGAAUUCUAUUGUUCUGAGAAAAAUGAUAAACCUAUAACACUACCACACAGAUUAUUAAGACCAUGGGCAUUUCAAACCGAGGUUUUAUCAAAGCUUGAAAUAGAUGAUUCCACUGAUUUGAAAAUAAGUAAAUUGUGUUAUGAUAAUGACUUAAGAUUAGAAACAACUUUGGAGGACCGUCGUAUCAUUCAAAAAGUAGUUAAAGCUGUUUCAAAAAGAGCAGCAUAUCUUUCAGCAAUCCCAAUUGCAGCAAUCAUAUUACAACAAAAUGAUGGAAAGCCUCCAAAAGAAGAAAUUCAAGUUGGAGCCGAUGGAGCUGUUAUUGAGUUUUAUCCAGAAUUUAAGGAACACAUCAUGGAAGCACUUAGAUUGACAGAAUUAACUGAGGCAGGAGCUGGUAAAAUCAAGUUUACAAUUGCAAAAGAUGGAAGUGGAGUUGGUGCAGCAUUAUGUUCAAAAACAGCAGAAACUUUAAGCCAAAACAACACCUCUCUAUAG
Ascoidea rubescens DSM 1968 is the source of this 1476-nucleotide messenger RNA. RefSeq names its product glucokinase GLK1. Gene Ontology annotation, biological process: glycolytic process; intracellular glucose homeostasis; glucose 6-phosphate metabolic process. Gene Ontology annotation, cellular component: cytosol; mitochondrion. Gene Ontology annotation, molecular function: glucokinase activity; fructokinase activity; D-glucose binding. Bases 1 to 1476 code for a protein of 491 amino acids. The transcript has 2 exons. The record is from RefSeq and is a predicted model, not a curated record. Lineage: Eukaryota; Fungi; Ascomycota; Saccharomycetes; Ascoideales; Ascoideaceae.